ACCACAACCCUUUGCUUACAAGAAAACAAAGAAAACUCACUCCCAUUCCCCCCACCACACCAAACUUCUCCUUUUUUAAGUUCUAUUCUUUUGCUUCCUCUUUACCAACUCAUUCCAUUAAUUAUCUUCAAUAUAUAUACAUAUAUAUGAUGAUGAUGAUGAUGAUGAUGAUGAUGAUGAUGAAGAGAAGGGAGUUUGGUAAUUUGGAAUGGUUAUUGUAUGGGAUGAUAAUAUUGGUAUUGUUUAGUUUGGGAGGAGUUCAUCAAUGCAAUGGUGGUAGUUUGAUGGGAAAUGAAGUAGUAGUGAUGGUUGAUGGAAAGGUGGCAGUGGCGAAGACGGACAAUGAGUUUAUUUGCGCCACCGUUGACUGGUGGCCGCAGGAGAAGUGUGACUAUGGUACAUGUAGCUGGGGUUCUGCUUCUUUGCUCAAUCUGAAUCUCUCAAGCAAAAUUCUGGCGAAUGCUGUCAAAGAGUUUUCACCGCUUAAACUCCGUCUAGGCGGUACAUUGCAAGACAAAGUCAUUUACAGCGUCGGGAAUACUAGAGAACCUUGUACUUCAUUUGUCAAAAACAGUUCAGAAAUGUUCGGUUUUACUCAAGGCUGUUUACCUCAGUCUAGAUGGGAUGAACUCAAUGACUUCUUCAGAAAAACCGGGGCAGUAGUUGUUUUCGGAUUGAAUGCGCUAAAUGGACGGGUUCCUAUGCAAGAUGGUUCAGUAGGAGGACCUUGGAAUUCGACAAAUGCCGUUGCACUUAUUCGCUAUACAGUCAACAAGGGUUACAAAAUCCAUGGUUGGGAGCUUGGAAAUGAAUUGAGUGGGAAUGGAAUUGGAACAAGAAUUUCUGCAAAUCAAUAUGCUGCUGAUGUUAUCACCCUGAAAUCAAUCAUCAAUGAAAUUUAUAAAAAUUCGACAGUGAAGAAGCCACUAGUGAUUGCACCAGGGGGCUUCUUUGAUGCAGCUUGGUUGGGUAAACUCAUCAAUCAAACAAAGGCAAAUUCACUGGAUGUAAUCAGUCACCACAUAUAUAAUCUUGGUCCAGGUGUGGAUGAGCACUUGAUUGACAAGAUUCUUGAUCCCAAGUAUCUUGAUGGCGAGGAAUCGGUCUUCAGAAAUCUUCAGAGAAUACUUAGAAGCUCAGGAAGUUCGGCAAAAGCCUGGGUUGGUGAAGCAGGAGGGGCCUACAACAGUGGCAGAAACCUUGUAACAAAUUCUUUUGUUUUCAGCUUUUGGUAUUUGGAUCAGCUUGGAAUGGCUUCAAAAUAUGACACCAAGACUUACUGCAGACAAAGCUUGAUUGGCGGGAACUAUGGCCUACUCAACACAACCACCUUCAAACCAAAUCCUGAUUACUACAGUGCGCUCUUGUGGUACCGAUUGAUGGGACGAAAUGUUUUAGAAACAAGCUUUAACAGCACAAAUAAGAUCAGAGCAUAUGCUCACUGUGCAAGAAAAUCAAGAGGAAUAACAGUGCUCUUGGUCAACCUCGAAGGCAAUAGAACAAGUCAAGUGUAUAUCAAUUCUCGAGUAUUCCACAGUAAAAAAGUUACAAAAUUAGGCAGAAGAAGAUCAAGUUUUCAUCAUCACAAGAUUUCCAGAGCUAGGAGGCACGUGAGGUAUGAGUACCACGUUACAGCCAAGGAUGCCAACUUGCGGAGCCAAACAAUGCUUCUAAAUAAUAAUACCUUGGAAGUGGACUCCAAUGGAAAUAUUCCAAAACUCAAGCCCAUCAAAGUAAAAUCACAUAAGCCUAUAUUUAUCAAACCAUUUUCAAUUGUAUUUGUUCAUAUUCCUUACUUUCAUGCUCUUGCCUGUAAGUAAGCUUGCGUUGACUUCCUAAACCUGCC
Messenger RNA from Dioscorea cayenensis subsp. rotundata (Guinea yam), 1846 nucleotides. RefSeq names its product heparanase-like protein 3. Bases 147 to 1820 code for a protein of 557 amino acids. NCBI's taxonomy places the organism in Eukaryota, Viridiplantae, Streptophyta, Magnoliopsida, Dioscoreales, Dioscoreaceae. The record is from RefSeq and is a predicted model, not a curated record. Gene Ontology annotation, molecular function: beta-glucuronidase activity. Gene Ontology annotation, cellular component: membrane; plant-type cell wall. The transcript has 9 exons.